AUGGGAAUUGCCCAAUUGGCCGAAAAUCGAGCUUCAUCUCUCUUACGGACAACAAAUAAAAAGCCAAAUACUGAACGUGACCAAAUGAUUCCACUUUGGCACAACUACAUUGUGAUGGGCUGUUGUAUCGCGCCUAGCUCUACCGGAGUCCGCGUGCUUGAACCAUUAUCCGUUGGCAGGUCCUCAUCUUUGUCGGUCCGAAAUGUUAAGCAAAACCAAAUGCAUCAGCGCUCACCACAAUACUGCCAGUUUCAACCUUCUGUACAACAACCAAAUCUGCAACAGCAGCAGCAUUCACAUAAAUAUCACCUACAAAAACCUCAGCCCCACCACAGACCAGAGUGA
Protopolystoma xenopodis is the source of this 345-nucleotide messenger RNA. NCBI's taxonomy places the organism in Eukaryota, Metazoa, Platyhelminthes, Monogenea, Polystomatidea, Polystomatidae. The record is from the annotation of a GenBank genome assembly.